GCGCAGGCGCGGGGGCGGGCUCGCGGGCGGUGUCGCGCGCCGGGCAGUUCGCGCGGGAGCCGGGCGCAGGGGCGCCGGGGCUGCAGGUCAGUGGGAACGGAAGCGCUUGCGGGGCGAAGGGGAAGCUAGGAUGGCGACUCCGAGUAGGAAGACGUCGACCCCAAGCUCCCUGGCCUCCAAGAGAGCUCUCCCGAGAGACCCCUCGUCGGAGGUCCCGAGCAAAAGAAAGAGCUCGGCCCCGCCGGCGCCGCCGCCACUGCCGCUGCAGUCGUCCAGGCCUUUCGUGGAAGGCUCGAUCGUCCGUAUCGUGAUGGAGAACUUCUUGACGUAUGAUGUCUGUGAAGUAUCUCCCGGACCUCACUUGAAUAUGAUUAUUGGAGCUAAUGGGACAGGAAAGUCGAGCAUCGUGUGUGCCAUUUGUCUUGGGUUGGCAGGCAAACCCGCUUUCAUGGGACGGGCAGACAAGGUUGGCUUUUUUGUGAAGAGAGGAUGUUCCAAAGGAAUGGUUGAAAUUGAAUUGUUCAGAAAUUCUGGAAAUCUUACCAUCACCCGUGAAAUUGACGUGGCAAAAAAUCAGUCAUCUUGGUUCAUCAACAAAAAACCUACAACCCAGAAAGUGGUGGAAGAGCAAGUUGCAGCCUUAAAUAUUCAAGUGGGCAAUCUUUGCCAAUUUCUACCUCAGGAUAAAGUUGGAGAAUUUGCUAAACUGAGUAAAAUUGAACUCCUUGAAGCUACUGAGAAGUCCAUUGGACCUCCAGAAAUGCACAGAUACCACUGUGAACUCAAAAACUUCAGGGAGAAAGAAAAACAACUAGAGACCUCGUGCAAAGAGAAAACUGAAUAUCUAGAGAAAAUGAUUCAGAGGAAUGAAAGAUAUAAACAAGAUGUGGAGAGAUUCUAUGAACGUAAGCGACAUUUAGAUUUGAUCGAGAUGCUUGAAGCGAAAAGACCAUGGGUGGAAUAUGAAAAUGUCCGUCAGGAGUAUGAAGAAGUAAAGCUAGCUCGAGACCGAGUGAAGGAAGAGGUCAGAAAACUUAAAGAAGGGCAGAUCCCUAUGACACGUCGAAUUGAAGAAAUUGAGAGGCAGCGUCACAGUUUGGAGGCUCGAAUCAAAGAGAAGGCAACAGAUAUUAAAGAGACAUCUCAAAAAUGCAAACAAAAGCAAGAUAUUAUAGAAAGGAAAGAUAAACAGAUUGAGGAACUGCAGCAGGCUUUAACAGUAAAACAGAAUGAAGAACACGAUCGCCAGAGGAGGAUAAGUAACACUCGGAAGAUGAUCGAAGAUUUGCAAAAUGAACUGAAGACCGCAGAAAACUGUGAGAAUCUUCAGCCCCAAAUUGAUGCCAUCACAAAUGAUUUGAGACGAAUUCAAGAUGAAAAGGUAUCAUGUGAAGGCGAGGUGAUCGAUAAGCGAGGAGAGAAGGAAACCCUAGAGAAGGAGAAAAAGAGCGUGGGUGAUAAUAUUGUACGAUUUGACAAUCUCAUGAAUCAAAAGGAAGAUAAGCUGAGACAGAGAUACCGUGACACAUAUGAUGCUGUUUUAUGGCUAAGAAAUAACCGGGACAAAUUUAAGCAAAGGGUCUGUGAACCUAUAAUGCUCACGAUCAAUAUGAAAGAUAAUAAAAAUGCCAAAUAUAUUGAAAAUCAUAUUUCAUCAAAUGACUUAAGAGCUUUUGUAUUUGAAAGUCAAGAAGAUAUGGAAGUUUUCCUCAAAGAGAUUCGUGACAAUAAAAAAUUAAGAGUAAAUGCUGUUAUUGCUCCCAAGAGUUCAUAUGCAGACAAAGCCCCUUCAAGAUCUCUGAAUGACCUCAAACAGUAUGGGUUUUUCUCUUACUUGCGAGAGUUAUUUGAUGCACCUGAUCCCGUCAUGAGCUUUCUUUGCUGCCAUUAUCAUAUUCAUGAAGUUCCUGUAGGAACUGAAAGGACCAGAGAAAAAAUUGAACGGGUAAUACAAGAAACCCGGUUAAAACAAAUGUACACAGCAGAAGAAAAGUACGUAGUGAAAACUUCCUUUUAUUCAAACAAAGUUAUUUCUAGCAACACAUCCCUGAAAGUAGCCCAGUUUCUCACAGUCACCGUGGACCUAGAGCAAAGAAGACACUUAGAAGAACAGCUAAAGGAAAUUAAUAGAAAACUGCAAGCCGUGGAAGCAGGGCUGAUUGCCCUGUAUGAGAGAAACAAGCAUCUAGAACACAAAGACAAUGAACUUAGACAGAAGAAGAAGGAGCUUCUUGAAAGGAAAACCAAGAAAAGACAACUGGAGCAAAAAAUUAGUUCCAAACUAGGAAGUUUAAAGAUGAUGGAACAGGAUACUUGCAACCUUGAGGAGGAAGAGCGAAAAGCAAGUACCAAAAUCAAGGAAAUCAAUGUUCAAAAAGCAAAACUUGUUACUGAAUUAACAAACUUUGUAAAGAUUUGUACUUCUUUGCAUAUACAAAAAGUUGAUUUAAUUCUUCAAAAUACUACAGUGAUCUCUGAGAAGAACAAAUUAGAAUCAGAUUACAUGGCUGCUUCAUCACAGCUCCGUCUCACAGAGCAACAUUUCAUUGAGCUGGAUGAAAGCAGACAGAGAUUACUGCAGAAAUGCAAGGAGCUGAUGAAGAGAGCUAGGCAAGUAUGUAACCUGGGCGCAGAGCAGACGGUUCCUCAAGAAUACCAGACACAAGUACCCACCAUUCCAAAUGGACACAACUCCUCACCCCCCAUGGCUUUCCAGGAUCUUCCAAACACGUUGGAUGAAAUUGAUGCUUUAUUAACUGAAGAAAGAUCAAGAGCUUCUUGCUUCACAGGACUGAAUCCCACAGUCGUUGAGGAAUACACAAAAAGAGAAGAAGAAAUAGAGCAAUUAACCGAGGAACUAAAGAUAAAGAAAGUUGAACUGGAUAAAUACAGGGAAAACAUUUCACAGGUAAAAGAAAGGUGGCUUAAUCCUUUAAAAGAGCUCGUAGAAAAAAUUAAUGAAAAAUUCAGCAAUUUUUUUAGUUCCAUGCAGUGUGCUGGUGAAGUUGAUCUGCAUACAGAAAAUGAGGAGGACUAUGAUAAGUACGGCAUCCGGAUUCGAGUCAAGUUCCGCAGCAGCACGCAGCUGCAUGAGUUAACUCCACACCACCAGAGCGGGGGUGAAAGAAGCGUGUCCACUAUGUUGUACUUGAUGGCCCUUCAGGAACUCAAUCGAUGUCCGUUCAGAGUAGUUGAUGAGAUCAAUCAGGGAAUGGACCCGAUCAAUGAACGGAGAGUGUUUGAAAUGGUUGUAAAUACUGCUUGUAAAGAAAAUACAUCUCAGUACUUCUUUAUUACACCAAAGCUCCUGCAGAAUCUUCCUUAUUCUGAAAAGAUGACUGUGUUGUUUGUCUACAACGGUCCUCAUAUGUUGGAACCUAACAGGUGGAACCUAAAGGCUUUCCAGAGGCGGCGGCGGCGCAUCACGUUCACUCAACCGCAGUGAAAGUAGAGGGCGACAGCUGUGACGUUUCUCUGGUUAAAUCCUGUUUCUAAGUGUGGCUCGCUUGAAUAAAAGGAGAUUCACUAAAGACUAAGAGAUCAGUCAUUUUUGGAAACCUGUUAAACACAAACGGGUUGAUGAUUGGAGACCGUAGUAACUUCUGUCUGUGGAACAUUAUCCGGUAGUAGAAAUUAGUCUUCAGCUUUUGUUGAACUUGAGUCCUUGGCCCUCUGGCCGUAUGUCACGGGGUUCCCACGAUAAAAGAUGUUGACUGUGUUACAUCACAGGUGCAGGAGAAGUGUGGUGGGCCUGCUAACCUCCAGCUAGAAUUCCAGAGUAACUUUAAUUACUGUCAGAGUCUAAAGAGGACUCUGCAGCUCAAGUCAUAGUUUCCUCCCAGUGUUCUAUUUAAUUUUUUAAAAAUUGAUACGGAAAUGUCUAGACUAAUGUAUAAUAAUUUAUGACAAGUCUAUUCAUUUCUUCCUAUUAAAAAGGAUUACCUUAUCUCCACUAGGAAAUGUGAUUUUAUGGGCCUUUAAAAAAACUUUAUGAAACUUGACACUCUAAUUGUAUUGGUAUCUCAAGGGAAAAACAUGCUGGGCUUCAAAAACGGUAGGACUUGUUUGAAAUGCCACAAGGUGGCCACUAGAUGAUGCAACAUGCAGCAAAAGAUUGACAGAAGAAAAUCAAGUUUUUAAAGAAUAACCCUGUAAAGUUUGUGUGGGGUGGGUUUGGUUUGUUUUUUUUAAUUUAAAGUCAACUGUAUUUUACAUCUUCAAUUUCUAAAAGCAUUUUUAUAAUUAUUUUUAGAAGGGUUUUUUCUUAAGAUUUCAUAUACUGGUUUCUACAGUUUAUAUUUGAAAUUUCUCAGUGUUAUGUCAAGAGUGAGGGAAAGCAUUGAUUUGUUUCAAAACAUACUGUUUCUAGAACUUAAGCUUUGAGGUCCUUCCUUACCAUGUUGAUCCUACCCCACUGUCCUAGAAAAUCUAGUUUGAACUGUUUUCUUUGAGCAGGGAAGAAUUAGAGAAUCAUUUGUUUAUCUCUGAGUUACACUAAUUAACAGUGCCAAAACAGUUCUAUUCUUUUAAAAGAUAAAUUUUGUGAGAUAAUGGACGAAUCCAAGAACACGUCUGUCUGAACAACGGAUUGGAUCCGUGCCAGUCAUGACAGAAUUAUUUUUUUGACUUGGUAGCUUGAAAAAAUUGCAGAAUUGCAUUCAGUUUGGGCUUUGUAUAUUCAUAAAUAGCCAUGGAAAUUUAUAUUCUUAUUAGGUCAAAAAAUAAUGAACUGCAAGUCUAUAUCCUCUCACUUGGACGUUUUCUCUUUAAAAAGGUAUUUUUUUCUUGAAAAAAUUUUAAAAGAGCCUUCUCAGUCUAAUGCAUGUAUUAUGAAAAUAUUUUAAAAAAUAUUUUUACUGGUAUAACAACUCACGUAAACAUUGAAAAACUUGGUAACCUAUUAAAGGGACAGUGCUCCCAAAUGUUUCUGUUGUUUAAUACUUUGCUUUCCACCAAAAUAUCUUUACUGAUACACGCUUACUGUCCUGUGUUUUGUGUCUGAGUGCCAACCAUCUUCCUUCUUCAGGCAGGUGACCUGUGGGCAGGCAGAGCUUGAAGAUGAGUUGUAUUUGCAAAUCAAAUGGUCAAGUUUAUUGCAAUUUACAUAUGCCAGUAAUUAUUCCAUACUUUGUAAGCAUUUUAUAUUUCUCUACUGGACAAAUAUUUAGUUUUACAUUGGAUUUUGAACGGCAAAUGAAAAAUUAUGUAUCAUUUUAACAUAUUAAUAAGAGAAGAAGUCUAACACAUUAUAUUCUCAGCCGCUUAAAACUUCAUAUGCUUUCUGCAAGGGUUGAUUUCUAAUUACAUACAAAUUGUACAAACGCCAAGUGAAAGUCUGAUUUGAUGAAUAAAAUAUUCAAAACCUGAAGAUGACAAGUAUUUUUAAUGAGAAAAUCCUCAUUAAUUUGCCUAAGGAGAGAGUCUCUAUUCAAAGAUUUUUAGUGUUCAAAGUAAAGAUUUUUUGCUUUCUGAUUGUCUUUUGGACACGUGCUUGUUUUCUUUGGAGUAUGAAUUUUUAGUCUGUGAAAAAUGUAAUUCUGUCCUGCCAUAGUGUGUGUCUGCGUGCGUGCGUGUGUGUGUAUCACUGGGGAAAAAGACCUCUGUGGGAAACGCUUUGUUGGUAAUAAAUGCAUAUUUUCAUAUUC
This is a messenger RNA of Leopardus geoffroyi (Geoffroy's cat), 5645 nucleotides long. It is a transcript of the gene SMC5, whose product is annotated as structural maintenance of chromosomes 5. NCBI's taxonomy places the organism in Eukaryota, Metazoa, Chordata, Mammalia, Carnivora, Felidae. Gene Ontology annotation, molecular function: ATP binding; ATP hydrolysis activity. Gene Ontology annotation, cellular component: Smc5-Smc6 complex. The record is from RefSeq and is a predicted model, not a curated record. Gene Ontology annotation, biological process: double-strand break repair via homologous recombination. The transcript is spliced from 25 exons. Bases 131 to 3445 code for a protein of 1104 amino acids.